CUUCUCCACAAUCACUCACUCACUCCACUCACUUACAGUAUCACCCUUUAUCUCUACUAUACACUUUCUCCCGAAGAGUACCUCUGUGCCUCUACAUCCAUGACAGCAUGGGUAUCCCAGUGGCUAUCGCCAUCAUCGUCGGUCUUCUCUGUUCUUUCAUUCAAUCAAUAGGUCUCACCAUUCAACGUAAAUCUCAUCUCAUCGACGAAUGUGCUCCACCUUGUCAACGUAAACGACCUAUACGUCGUCCACUCUGGCUUCUAGGCUUUGGAAUAUAUAUCACAUCAAAUAUCUUUUCUACGAUCUUUCAAUUAGACGCUUUACCCAUCGUCAUCCUCGCCCCUCUCGGAGCUGUCAGUCUGAUCUUCAACGCCCUGCUGGCCAGGACAGUAUUGGGAGAUACCUUUGGUCCUGCCAGUAUAGUAGGAACUGCCUUGGUGACUGUGGGUGCGGUGCUCAUUGCUGUUUUCGGGGUCGUUCAGGAAAGUGAACAUGGUCUGGAUGAACUAUUGGUGUUGUUCCGUCGUCCGGCUUUUGUAGCUUUCUUCACUAUUCAAGGAGUGGCCACUGCUGGUGUCUUAUUGACGGCACAUUUCGCAAUAUGGACAAUGAAUAGACAUCUCAACAAAGAAGGUCGUAUCCGUCUUGAAGAUCAAGAAACCCCUCCAUCAUCUUCUCCACCGAGUAACUACGCAUCGCCAUAUUCUCCACCUGCCAUCCCUUUCCGUCCAACUUCUAAUCUUCGUCGAUGGUCAUCUCCCAUUUCCCUUCAGACAUCCACCAUCCCAACUCAUCCAUCUUAUACCGAUUAUAAUCCUCGAUCAUCAUCCCCUUCGAACGAUAUCAAUAACACUGAUCACGACCCAAAACAUGUUCGUUUUGCCGAUACCUCUCCGCUCUCUCUAUCCCCCGACGCAUCCCCAAACUCCACACUCUCCGACGCACAACAACGAACACGUACAUUGGCUGGCUUGGCAUUCGCGGCUGCCUCAGGCACAUUAUCAGGAAUGUCACUCGUCCUUGCCAAAGCUGCGGUCGAGUUGUUAGUCAUCACUAUCGAUCAUUUCCGGACAGGAAGAGGAGAGAAUCAAUUCAAUCGAGCUCAAAGUUGGCUAUUGAUAGCGGGUUUAGGAGUGGGGGCGUUAUUGCAACUUGUUUAUCUGAAUUACAGCUUAACGUUCGCCAGUCCAGCUUUGAUUUGUCCAUUGGCAUUCUGCUUUUUCAAUCUGUCGUCAAUCUUCGAUGGCCUGGUCUUCUAUGACCAGUUUUAUCGUCUUCGACCACACCAAAUUGCUCUAGUCUCUAUCGGCGUCCUCAUCCUUCUCAUCGGCGUUUGGGUCGUCUCCACCAUCCAACCUGGUCAAGGCGUGGACGUUGGGACAUGGGUAGAAGAUGAAUUAUCCGAAACUUCUUCCCUUCUCGAUCAUUCACUCUCUCAAGCUCAUUCAUAUACUCCUUACACCGAUGAACCUGACUCUGUUGUGUCAACUCAAGAGGACGCGACCUACCAUUCUACUCAUGCAUCCAUCCUACCUCAUGUGGAUACAGCGCUCGCCCAAGCGGAAGGGUAUGACCGUCAUCGCCGAUCGGAAAUUGACUCACCUACUUCUCCUACCGAUCCCGUUUCUCCACGUACGGCUCGUAGACGUGGACCGCGAUACGGUACUCUUUUACCGGACUUAGCACCCCCAGGUGCUCCUACCGGUUUCUCAAUAGGUUUAGGUGCUGCUAGUCCAGGGUUCGUGCUUCGUUCUGGAAGUCUGAACACGCAAGGUCCUUCGGCUGGAGAAAGAAGGAGGGGAAGAAGUAGAAGUGAGAAUGCUGCUGGUUUGACGGCCAUAAUGGAAGCUCAUCCCCUCCCUGUCGAAAGCGAUGGGCCCCAAGUCGAAGGUGAUGCAGCAGAGAGAACGUUAGCAGGUUGGGAUGCAUCAAAGCGGGGAGAACGACAAGAGAGGGAUAGGAGAAGAUGGAGUGAAGGUUGGUGGAGCGGUUUGUUAAAGAGAGAUGGGGUGAAGUUACCUCCGGAAGAGUAG
Messenger RNA from Tremella mesenterica DSM 1558, 2033 nucleotides. RefSeq lists its product as uncharacterized. Bases 108 to 2033 code for a protein of 641 amino acids. The transcript is spliced from 3 exons. Lineage: Eukaryota; Fungi; Basidiomycota; Tremellomycetes; Tremellales; Tremellaceae. Gene Ontology annotation, biological process: magnesium ion transport. Gene Ontology annotation, molecular function: magnesium ion transmembrane transporter activity. The record is from RefSeq and is a predicted model, not a curated record. Gene Ontology annotation, cellular component: membrane.